AUGGCAUCCCAAAAAGAGGCAUUUACCGCAAAGUGGACCGCAAAGUGGACUAAGCCUUUAACUAGCUUGUACGUCAGUUUGUUGGUAGAAGAGGUCAAAAAGGGAAAUCGCACCUCUUCUGCUUUCAACAAAGCAGGAUGGAAUAACAUACGGACAGAAUUCAAUAAACGUGCAAGACUCCAAUAUACUCAAGUACAGUUGAAGAACAAGGUGAACAAAUUGAAAAAACAAUAUAGUAGUUUCAAGAAGCUUAUUUCACAAUCCGGAUUUGGUUGGGAUAAUGUGAACAAAAUAGUUGUUGUUGAUGAUCCAAGUAUAUGGGAACCUCAUGUCAAGGAUAAUAUUGAGUGGGCAAAAUUCAAGAAGGAUGGGUUUCCUCAAUAUUCUGACUUGUGUAUUGUAUUUGGUGAUACAUAUGCUACUGGGGAGCAUACAACAGGAAAUGCCGAAGAUUUAGUGAUGUUGGACGAACUUGGCAUUGGUGGUGGUGAUGCAGACGAUGGACGAGAGGACUUAAGUGAACACUAUAUUGAUGUGGGAGUUUUUAUGUCUGACAAAAUUCCUACUUCAGUUCAUGACAAGGAUAGGAUGGAUAAAACUCCAAAUAGUAAAAGGAGAAGGAGGAGUCACUCAUUUGGUGUUGCUAACACCUGCAAAAUCAUACGAGAGAUGAUCAAAACUAGAACUAGUCAAUCUGUGAGUGGUUCUAUCAACUCACAAGUCACAUCACCACCUGUAGACCCAUUCUCCGUAUUUGCUGUAAUUGAUGUCCUAGUUGCCAUGCCUACAUUGGAGCAGGAUCUUUACAACAAAGCAGUGGAACAAGCCUGCGUUAGUGCUACGUGGAGGGAAGCUUUUAUCAAAUCCCCAAUUGAAAGGAGAUAUGGACUUCUCCAAAGUUCCUAG
This is a messenger RNA of Eucalyptus grandis, 906 nucleotides long. RefSeq lists its product as uncharacterized. The transcript has 2 exons. NCBI's taxonomy places the organism in Eukaryota, Viridiplantae, Streptophyta, Magnoliopsida, Myrtales, Myrtaceae. The record is from RefSeq and is a predicted model, not a curated record. The coding region runs from base 1 to 906 and encodes 301 amino acids.